Messenger RNA from Cladophialophora psammophila CBS 110553, 1662 nucleotides. RefSeq lists its product as uncharacterized. Gene Ontology annotation, molecular function: oxidoreductase activity, acting on paired donors, with incorporation or reduction of molecular oxygen; monooxygenase activity; heme binding. The record is from RefSeq and is a predicted model, not a curated record. Lineage: Eukaryota; Fungi; Ascomycota; Eurotiomycetes; Chaetothyriales; Herpotrichiellaceae. The transcript is spliced from 7 exons. The coding region runs from base 1 to 1662 and encodes 553 amino acids.
AUGGAGUCGUCGGGCUUUCUUGCGAAAUAUAUCGGCAUUCCUAUUGUUCUGGGACUGGCCUUCGUACUAUGGAAGCUGUCCCACGUAGGCCGGAGACCGAAGGAUCUCCCUCCAGGCCCUCCUACUCUCCCAAUUUUUGGGAAUCUUCACCAGGUACCUUCCGAGAAGACGUAUCUGCAGUUCCAAAAGUGGGCCGAAGAAUAUGGGCCAGUAUAUUCCCUGAUGAUGGGCACCAAACCUACUAUUGUUCUGUCGUCCGACAUCGCCGUCAAAGAACUAUUGGACAAACGCGGCGGCAUUUAUUCUGACCGCCCCGACUUGUAUAUUAGUCAAGAUGUGGCCAGCGGAGGCCACAGAUUGGUAGUCAUGGCGAGACAGAGAUACGGUGAAAGAUGGCGGACCAUUCACCGACUGAUCCACAAUAUUCUGAACAUCAAGGUGGCUGCAAAGUACGUCCCCUACCAGGACCUCGAGAACAAGGUCCUUCUCAAGGGACUUCUGGAUGCGCCCGGAUCCGAGGAUCUGUUCAAACACUUGAGGAGAUUUACCUACUCGCUCUCCACUCAGAUGAUUUUCGGGUACCGUUGCCCGGAUUUCCGCGACGAAAGACUGGCACAACUUUUUUACGUGGUCAAUGGAUGGAGCGAGGUGUCGGAAAGUGCUUCCUCUCAACUGGCAGAUCUGUAUCCAAUUCUCCAGAAACUACCCAGCUUCAUGCUUCCCAGUGUUCGCAAGGGCAGGCAUGUACACCAGGUUGGGCGAGAGCUCUACACUGAACACUGGUUGAAGGCUAAGCAACAGCUCAAAGAUGGAACUGGCCUGCCAUGUAUCUGUAACGAUCUUCUGCUUGCUCAACAGAGCGAAAAUCUGUCCGAUGAGGCUGUCGGCUACAUAGUGGGAUCCUUGCUCGAAGGAGGCUCCGACACCACGUCCUCGACAAUGUACGCCUUCAUGUUGGCCAUGAUAGUCUUCCAAGACGUACAGAAGAAGGCGCAGGAAGAAAUCGACAAUGUAGUCGGGCCCGACCGCCUGCCAAACGUGGAUGACUACUCCAAACUACCUUACAUUCGUUGUUGUGUUAAGGAGACGCUUCGAUGGAUGCCUACCGUUAUUAUGGGCGUUCCACACAGUGUCACGAAAGAUGAUACCUACAACGGUUGGAAGAUUCCAAAGGGAUCGACUAUCAUCAACAACGUUUGGGGCAUUCACAUGGAUCCCAACCGAUCUCCCGAGCCUCGCCGAUUCAACCCGGACAGAUACAUCGGAGACAAUACAACGCUUUACGAGUCUGCCAAUGGUGAGCCACUGAAGCGAGAUAACUUCAACUUUGGCGCCGGCCGUCGGUUGUGCCAAGGUGUUCAUAUUGCUGAGAGAUCUCUCUACCUUGGAAUGUCUCGAAUCCUGUGGGGUUUCCACCUCCGUAAAGCUCUGGACAAAGCCGGCAACCCGAUUACUCCGGAUAUCAAUGAUCUAGUGGGAGGGAUAACGGUCCAUCCACGUCAGUAUCCUAUUGAUAUCGUGCCGAAAAGCCCUGAGAGGACGUCCAUCAUCCGCCAAGCUGUCAAGGAUGCCGAAGAAUUGCUACACCCAGAAACGGGACAAUGGAAGAAGGUUCCAGAAGGGAUGGUAUUUGGAGCUUGGAAGCCUAUUGAGAAGAAUUGA